Molecule: messenger RNA, 3465 nt
Organism: Giardia duodenalis
Lineage: Eukaryota; Fornicata; Diplomonadida; Hexamitidae
Product: Coiled-coil protein
Exons: 1
Coding region: 1-3465 (1154 amino acids)
Source: RefSeq, a predicted model, not a curated record
AUGGAAGCACGAAAUCGAGAAGCACUGAUAAAUGAUCUAGCGCAAAGUAUAGCUAUUUCCAAUGGAAUAGCAUUUCUAGUGGGUGCAAGACUCAUCGAGUAUCAUGACUUUAGUCACAUUAUUUCGGAGCAGUCUGUACGAACAGGACAGCUGCCAGACAAGAUCGGGCAGAUGCUUCACAACUUAAUGAUCUUUAGCAUUUCUUAUGAUAACCUCAUGCAGUGUCUUCGUCCGUCCAUGACCUCGUCUUUCUUUCAGGAGGGGCUGAGGAUUGUAGCGGAUUUUGUCGCUAGAAUUUUGCGCUUUCAGCCACUGACAACUCUGCUAGCCAUCUAUAAAGCUAUUAUUGGCCUGUAUUGCGAUCUUUUGGGCCAGUACGACCCCAAUUUGUACUUCAACGGAGACAUCUUCACGGAAGAUUGGGCCAUUCAAGAUAGAAUUUUAACAACCACAAUAACCACAUUUGUGGAGCGCCGCUUUGGAUUUUCUGUUCCACGCCAAUAUCCGGGUGCGAGAGGCGCUCUGGACGUACCAGAUUAUCUUUCACUAUCUACUCAGUGCAAGACACAUCUUGGCCAGCAGACAAGCGGUCCUACAGAGUGGCAUCAAUCGACACAAGACCUUACACCAAACUAUACGCCUACUGAUCCAGUGUAUGGUGCACAUAUCUCCAGGCCAGGCAGUCAUAGCCACAGUCGCUCCCGGACAUCCCCUGGUGUUCGGUUUGCAUCUGGUACCUCUGGCGACACGUCAAGUAGCAAACUCAGCGUCAGCCAUCUUGUAUCCACCAAACCAGCUCUCCGCCCUGGUACUGGCUCCAUCUCCGCCCAAAGGUGUCCAUCAAGAUCGAAAUCUCCGGCAAUCUACACUCCCCAGAGUCUUCAUUUUCAAUACUCCAGUAAUCAGCCCUCUGUUCCUGCGCAUCAAAGGUUGAACGAUGAGCAGGAACAGGAGAGCCAAGACAGCACACUUGACACUGCUCAAUCAUGGCUAGAUAAAUGCACAGCAGAGUUAGUAUUGGAGAGAAACCGUACCCAGCAGCAGAUAUUGUAUGAUCAAUUCAUACUCAUGAUUGAAGGAACUUUGAAAAGGCUGAAAUCCUUCAAGGUUGACGCUAGGAGUAGAUCCCCAGAAGAUAUUGACGAUCUUCUUUCACAAAUAACAGAGAAGACCAUUCGCCAGGGUAAAGCAUCCAUGCCGGAUGCAAUUUUGCGCGAAGAAAAUGCAAGACUUAAGAGUCAGCUACAAGAGUUGGAGGCCACUACUGCAGAGAUUUCUCGAAAGUAUAAGGAAAAGGAAAUGACUUGUGAGGAGUUGUCUUCUCAGUAUAGCUCUAUGAAGGAGCUUAACGAAGCCUUGCAUAGAGAGAAACGGGACAACCUUGAGCAGACACGAUCUUUGCAGGAAAAGCAUACUACCACUGAGGAAGAUCUGGCUAGGCAAAAGCGCCUAAUAAAGGAUCUCGAAAGCAGGUUAGAGGCCUAUAAAGAUCAACUAGUGAGCUACGAAGCUCAGCUGAGUGAAAUGAACAUAAAACUAGGCUCCUCGAAACAUGAAACAGCCCUUCAGGCUGAACUGAAAGAGGCUCUGGAGCGUACGCUGAAAAACUACGAAGCUGAAAACAAGCUGUUAACGGAGACUCUGACAUCGAAGCAGGAGGAGAUCAGCCUCUUGCAGAAUAAGCUUACCACUCAAAAUGCAUCAAUAAUAAAGAGUAGCGGAUUGAUCACAAGCCUUCAAACAGAUUUGGCCGUAAACGAAACCACAUCACAGGGCCGAGAAAAGGAACUCAUGCAGGUGCAGGCACGUUAUGAAGGGUUACUUCAGGAACACACGUCUCUUAAGUCAUUGUUUGAAACAGAGAAGAAAAACUAUUCGGAGACAAUUGCCUCACUUUCAUUGACGCAAAAAAGACUGACAGAAGCUGACGAAAAAUGUAAGGAGCUGACAGAGACAAACAGCAUUCUAAAGAACAGAUUGGGUGAAAUAGAAGCAAAAGCAUCCACAGACGAAUCUCUUGCUAAGCGGCUUACACUAGAAAACACGCAGCUGCGGGGCGAGCUGCAAUUGGCUCAAACGACGCUCCUGGAGAUAAAAACCAGUAUGCGCUCUGCCAGUAACAAGCACUCUGCCUCACAAUCCCCCACACAUUCUGUGUCUCCUCAACUUGGCGUUCUCUCUAGUGAGCCGUCUAGGGAAAGCAUGGAAUUGAUCAAACAGAAUAAUGAGCUAUCUGCAAAACUCCUUCAAUUACAGACUGAGCGGCAGCAGCACGUGGCCGAAAAGGCUGACCUAGAAGCGCGAUUAAAGGAGACUCAGGACUCCUUAGCUCAUUCAUCUGCUGAGACGGCUGCUCUCCAAAAGCAGCUCCGGCAAAUAAUGACGGCCCAGCAGGCAAUGUUGGCAAAGAGGGAAGAAGACGCGGAGACAGGUGUGGCUUGUAAGGAAGAGCUGGGCAGAGAAAAUGCGCAGCUCAAAGUCAAAAUUCUCAAUCUUGAACGCCUUCUCGCUAACAGUGCAUCUGAGACUGCUGAUCUAACUGCUCAAUUAACUGAGAAAAGGACACAAAUAGACAUUUUGAACGUCACACUGUCUGAUCUGAAGAAGGAAAUCUUCGAGCUUACCAAUACCAGGACUGAUUUACUACAACAGUUGGAAGUAGCUAACGCAUCUCUUAAAAGGUUGCAAGAAGAAACCGAGUAUCUGCGUGAAAAUCAGCAGCGACAGUCCCAGCAAUCUACAGACGAGUUAACUGCAGCUAGGGAAAAAAUCAAGGAAGCAAGGAACCUGGAACACAAACUAGGAUCUCUAGAGGUGGAUCUCCGAUCAGAAAACACCCUGCUGCAGGAUCAGCUUAAAGACCUUUCAUCUGCACAUAUGGAUGCCUUGUCCAUGAUAGAGAAGCUCAACGAGGAGAACAGGAACUUGCGACAAGAUCUAAAUCUUCUGACAGAAACCGCACACAAUGGAACGCGACAGAUUGAAAAGCUGCUAUACAAAAAUGAGCAGCUGCGUCAAUCGAUGAAUACUCAGAGCAUCCUCUCCUCAGUUUCAGCGGUUGACUCAUCCACUGCACAGAAGGGUGGUGCUACAACUCAAGAAAACGAGAGACUCAGGACCGAGCUGGCUAAUCUCCAAGAAAUGCAACAAGCAGAUAAGAACACUAUACAGGCUUUAAAUGAGGAGAUCGCAAGGAUUAGCCAAGAGUCCAGUGCGGUAAGGGAGUUAGCAACGACUCUGGAGAGCAGCCUUCAAGAAGCACGGGCCGAAAACGAUGACCUUAGGAGACAGAUAAGUCGUACCGACGAUUCCAUGCACCGGCUAUUCACGGAAAGCAAAACGUUGGCAUCAAGAGUACAGCAACAACAGGCCACCAUCGUAGACUUAGAGGACCAGUUGACGAAGGCACGCGCAAGGACCCCACCGAAUAUAGGCCGGCAAUCUGACACUGGUAGCAGUAAAUAG